Emiliania huxleyi CCMP1516 is the source of this 1051-nucleotide messenger RNA. RefSeq lists its product as hypothetical. The coding region runs from base 47 to 1051 and encodes 334 amino acids. Lineage: Eukaryota; Haptophyta; Isochrysidales; Noelaerhabdaceae. Gene Ontology annotation, biological process: maturation of LSU-rRNA from tricistronic rRNA transcript (SSU-rRNA, 5.8S rRNA, LSU-rRNA); ribosomal large subunit assembly. The record is from RefSeq and is a predicted model, not a curated record. Gene Ontology annotation, cellular component: nucleolus. The transcript is spliced from 4 exons. Gene Ontology annotation, molecular function: rRNA binding.
GACCCACCGCAGCGCCGCUGAGCCACCACCGCACCACCUCUCUCUCAUGAGCCUCGAGAGCAGGCGCGCAAAAUCGGCCCGCGGUCGUCGCUUCCUCGCGCAGCGCGAGCCCAAGCUCGUCGAAAACCCGCGCACCGCGCUGCUCGCCCGCGGCCAAAAGUCGUCCGCUGUCGUCAAUGAGUUGCUGACGGACCUCUUCUGCCUGAAGAAGCCGCACGCAAAGCACUUCCGCCGGCACAACGCCGUCCACCCGUGGGAGGACGCCACGCCGCUCGAGUUCCUCUGCCAGAAGAAUGACGCGUCGCUCUUCGGAUUCGGCACGCACUCGAAAAAGAGGCCGCACAACCUCGUCCUCGGCCGCUGCUUCGACCACCGCAUCCUCGACAUGUACGAGUUUGGCGUCGAGGCGAGCGCGGCGAUGGCGGGCUUUGCGAGGGGCGCCGGCGGCGGCGCGUCUGGCGAGGCGAAGCCGCUGCUGCAGUUCAACGGAGACGGGUGGGAGAAUGUGGUCGAGCUCAAGGAGCUGCGCGCCUUCCUGCUCGACUGGUUCGGGGGCAAGCCAGCCGAGGCGAUCGCCCCGCUGGCGCUCGAGCGUGUGAUCGCCUUCUCCGCCUCGCCCGAGGGUUGGGGCGCCGCCGACGGAGGGAGCGGUGGCUCGCGCCGUCUCGUGCGGCUGCGGCAGUAUUCCGUCAAGCUGCAGAAGAGCGCCGAGGCGACGGCGCCGCACGUGGCGCUGCGCGAGAUGGGCCCGCGGGUCGACUUGGUCGUGCGGCGCGUGCAGCGGCCCGCCCCAGACCUACUGCGCGAGGCGAUGCGGCAGCCGGCGGCGAGCAGCGCGGCGCCAAAGAAGGCGCGCAACGUGUCGCACUCCAAGCUCGGCGGGCGCGAGGGGCGGCUGCACUUGCCCAAGCAAGACCUGUCCCAGAUGCCGACGGCGCGCAUGAAGGGACUCGGCAAGCGCGGCGUCGCGCCCAAGCAGGGGGGCGGCGGCGGGGGCGGCGGAGGCGGCGGCAAGCGGCAUAAGGCGGCGGCUGGCGGCGGCGGCGAGUAA